AGUCUGAUCAUCUGAACAUAUUAUAUAUAAAUAAUACAAUAUAUAUUGUUUAAUAUUUUCAUUAUACACAUCUCACUUUACAAAAUAUAAAAAUGUAAAUAAACAUAAAGUCAAAGUUAGUAGAAUAAUAUUACUUACAGAACCUUAGCAUAAAUAACUAAAGACAGUUAUUCAAAUCGGUCUCUUAAUUAGAUACAUGAAAAUACGCAUAAAAAUCUCAAAUGUUUUUUAUUAAUACUAACCCUCAUUUUAUGUAUUUAUUUUUUUACUUUUCUUAUAAAUAACAUUCAACAACAGGAAGGCUACUUCACGUAAAGGCGUUGCUUUUCUCCAAUCCUUAGGCAAGAACGAACCAAUCGGGUGAGCGCAGGUUGGUCAGAUUUACUCUGCACUCGGUCUCUGCAGACGCCCAACGGUGUAAUUCCAGAUUAUAUCGAUAAUUCCCAGGACACAGUGAAGCGCUGGCUGCGUCACUGAAGUAUCUCUGACGGUGACUGACCCUGCGGUGGAGCUCAGAAAAACAUGGGGGAAGCAUUUUGCUACUUUUAAUCUGUUUUUGAUGCGUGCGUCGACAUGUUGGUUUCCCCAAGAUUAUCGACAAUUAAACGACACUUAAUUGGAUUUAACAGGUGCACAGAAGAAUAAUGAGAAACGGCGGGAAGGUUUCAGAGUUUUGUUGGAUUUCAUUCCAUCUCACUAAAACAGAGCUGAAGUUUUGACUUCUGCUAUUAAACAUGGAUUCUUACGGGUCCUCCCUCAACCGCAGCCAGUCUCUGGCGAGUGGCCUGGAGAAGUUGUCGCCGGUGUGGAACAGAACGGCUCACUCUCGCAGCAGUAGCACGGUGUCAUCUCGUCACUCCAGACAACAAGACUGGGAGGUGAUUGAUGACCCUCAUGCAGAAAUGCAGACAGUUGGUGAGUGUCCUCAGGAUGUGAUGGUACCAGGUAACUGUGAAGGUUACCUCCUCAAAAGGAGGAAGUGGCCUCUGAAAGGCUGGCACAAGAGAUUCUUUGUGUUAGAAGCUGGGAUAUUGCGCUAUUCUAAAAAUCAGCAUGAUGUUUUCAUAGGACGAGUCCAGGGAUCUCUAGAUGUUAGCCUGGCUGUAAUGUCGAUAAAUAAAAAAUCAAACCGCAUUGACUUGGAUGCAGGGGACAUCCUCUACCAUAUGAAGGCAAAGAGUCAUGAACUUUUCUACAUCUGGGUCACAAAGUUACAAGCCCACCGCUUGUUCAGGAAGAACAAUGUUGUGAAUGUCCACAGUGGAUUCAUCCAGUGUCUCAGUGGAAAGCAGAGAAAUGGAAUUAUGGCCACUCAGACUUCUGCAGGGGUGAAGGAAGUGACUGGAGCAUCAGCAGUGCUGCCCUCAGCUAACACCGCUCUGAACUGUAAGGUUUCUGCUUGGCUGCAGCAGAGUCAUGGUUCAGACACGUGUGUUCAAGAGUUGAACAAAUGCCAUCUGAACCUGUCUGAAUUAACCAGCUUAAUCCAGAGGCUGCAGGCGCUGGAAGUCGGACCAGCGUUAAUAAAUGGAGACCUGCAGCGAAUCAUCAGCAUACAGAAUCUGUCACUUGAGAAACCAAAGAAGCCAAAACUGGGAAAGGUGUGGGGCCACUCUCGCACACUGUCCACAGUUGAGGCGCUGGGAAUGCUUUCCUCCAGUCACCUCAGCAGCUCGGCACACCUAGGAGCAUCAGUGCCCUCUAUUCCUGACUACAUCUAUUCUCAGCUGUCUCCUCCCAACGCCCCAUCAGCUGAGAGUAAGAAAAUCCAGGAGGAUAUCUGCUCCACCUCAUUAAAAGUGCUUGCAUCCCUGAAGUCAGUUCACGAGGCUCUCUCUCAGGAGAGACAGAAACUACAGGAGGUCUUGGAAUCUAACAACACAUCUGCUGAGGUAAAAUCAAUUUUGCUCUUGUCAUCUGGAAUGUUUUGGAAUAUUUCCUUCUUCAUUUUCUUUCUCCCUCACCAGCCUGCCCUUCAUGGUCCUCCUUCGGUGGCAGACUCAGCUGCAGAGUACUUUGACGCCAGCGAUGAUCUCAUGUCUUCAGAGGUAUCUGAAGAAUCAGGUCUUAGCGAUGGGAGUACCACCAACUCUGAGCCAGAAGAAGGACAUGCAUCGGCCACCCGCAAGUACCGUGACAGCAUUUCCAAGACUCCAAACACUAUUGCUCCCAAAAACACGGGGCGUCGCACUACGCUUCCCGCUCACUGUCCUGACAACAGCCACGUUGGCCUCAUGGCCAUCUUAUAUAACAACAUAGGUAAAGACUUGGCCCGAGUUUCCAUGCCUGCUGCUCUGAACGAGCCUGUGAACCUCCUGCAGAGGUUGUGUGAGGAGCUGGAGUACAGUGAGCUGCUGGACACUGCCAGCAACACCCCAGACCCCUACCAGAGGAUGGUUUACAUUGCUGCCUUUGCUAUUUCCGGUUACUCCUCGGCAACGUUCCGAAACCGCUAUAAACCCUUCAACCCUAUUCUAGGGGAGACGUUCGAGUGCAUCAGGGAGGACAGAGGCUUCAAAUACAUCAGUGAGCAGGUCUGUCACCAUCCACCCAUCUCCGCUUGUCACGCAGAAUCUGAAAAAUUCUCUUUUUGGCAAGACCAGCGAUGGAAAAAUAAAUUCUGGGGGAAGUCAUUGGAGAUUCUUCCGACCGGAAUGGUGAACGUAGCUCUUCCAAGGUACGGUGACCACUACGAGUGGAACAAAGUAGUGACCUGCAUCCAUAACGUCCUUAGUCAGCAGCGCUACCUGGAGCAUUACGGAGAGGUCACCAUCCAAAAUCUUACAAAUAACGUCUGCACCUGCAAAAUCACCUUUGUCAAGUCCCGUUACUGGGGAUCGGACUCCAACAAAAAUGAGGUGCAGGGUGUGGUUCUGGACCAAAGUGGGAGCAUCAUUCACCAGUUUGGAGGCCUGUGGCAUGAGGGCAUCUUCUGUGACACUCUGCCAACUCCAAAAUGUGUCUGGAAGCCAAAUCCCCAGCCAAAAGAUUACUUGCUCUACUAUGGCUUUUCCACCUUUGCCAUUGAGCUGAACGAACUCCCUCCUGACCUGCAGCCUCUACUGCCUCCUACAGACAGUCGCCUGCGCCCAGAUCAAAGACUUUUGGAGGAGGGAAAAGUGGAAGAAGCAGACAAGAAAAAAGACAACAUUGAAGAGAUUCAGAGGGAGCGGAGGAAAGCGCUCUCUAAGAGAGGGCAAGAACAUGUGCCCCGUUUUUUUAGAAAAGCCAAAGAUUCCUGUGGACGAGAGGUGUGGAUAACAAACGACACCUACUGGAAUGUCAGGGAAAAUCCAGGUUUUGCCAACAUGGAAAACACAGUCCUGUGGUGAUGGGUUGACAGCUGUGAGCUGCUACUAACAAAUACAGUGGUUAAAAAAUAUAUACAGUAUAUUAACAGCACGUGUGAACCAUUUUGAGAAAAUGGAGAUGGUGCUGCUUAUGUUUUUUAGUUUAGUUUAGUUUUUUAUAGCCAUGACUGGUUCAUGGUUAUCUGUCACGCUGCACAGGAAAUGUUCUCAUCAAGUCAUCUGUUAAAAUGAAAAAACUGUUGUUAUAAGAUUAUUGUCACUUUUAUUCCUUUUUGCAACAUAUUUUUAGCUGAUAACUUUCCAAAAGAAAUGUACUCAAAUGUGGAAAUUGCAUUUUACAGCCAGCUCAGUGAAACACUUGGAACUUUAUUAUGUUAUAUGUAAACAUUCAGUACAAUCACAGCGAUAUGAGAUCAGAAGGAAUCCAAAGGAUUGUCAUACAUAAGCUUUAAUUUCAUGAAUAGAAAAACAACAGUACUUUACACAAUAAGCCAACUCUUUUCUUGUGUUCUCAAUAAAUAACAGUUCCAGCUUCAGAAACCUUCCCUUUUAUAAUAUUCUGAAUUGGGGAUUGAUCUGUAUAAGCUAUUAUCAAAGGAGUCAGUCCUUGCUCCCCUUUGACAUUAAACAGUGCACGUUGAAAACACACAAAAAAAAAACAUGCUUGUUUUGUGGCCUGCUGGGUGUCUCUGCUGCUUAUGUCACUUAUUAAUAUAUAAUGCAGCAAAUUCUCAGCAUCCACACUCAGACUUCUCCUCUCGAUAGUAACGUCGAGUUUAACAACUCAAAAGGAAAAAAGAAUUGUUGGAAUAUUAUAUUGAUUCAUUGCGGUUGCUGAAGUGUCCAGCAGGGGUCGUUUCUGAGUCGUGUCAAGGCUGCCCACCCUUUUCUGCUGUUUUGUGUAAUUUCUUGCACGCGGUGUGGGGUUAUCGUUAAUUAACACACAAAAAGACUCGUUAGAAGUCGUUAGAAGACUAAAUAAUUAAAAUACUUAUUUUCCCUUUCAAUUAAUUGCACUUUUAGAUUAGUUUUGUACUACACCAGUAAAGUACAUUUAGUAACAUUAUACGUCAAUGAUUGUACCAAACAGCUUUUUGUUUUUGUUGCCCAUGAUGUAAUUAUUAUUUUUUUACUGAGUGACAAAAUUCAGCCUUUAAUUGUGACAUUUCCAUGUUGGUUUUCACAAUAUCAGGAAGCCAUGAAAAUGAGCAAAAAUAUAUUUCUUAAAAAAAAGUGAAAAUUAACAAAGAGUAGUCAG
Molecule: messenger RNA, 4569 nt
Organism: Cynoglossus semilaevis (tongue sole)
Lineage: Eukaryota; Metazoa; Chordata; Actinopteri; Pleuronectiformes; Cynoglossidae
Gene: osbpl7
Product: oxysterol binding protein-like 7
Exons: 21
Coding region: 735-3332 (865 amino acids)
Cellular component (GO): nuclear membrane; plasma membrane; cytosol
Molecular function (GO): cholesterol binding
Source: RefSeq, a predicted model, not a curated record